AAUCCAACAGCUCCCACAUUUCAGCUCCUCUUGUCUUGUAAUGAAUCUCCCGCGAUGUUCAUUCUCGUCCACCAUUUCGUCAUCGCAAGCAAGGCUCUAACCACACUCCACCUCCUCUUGCUCCGUAGCUGAAGCCUCUUCUUUUCUUGCCUGAAUCAAGAAUCCGAAGCUUAGACCACUCCGAAAGCACCAUUAUGGAGAAAAGCCAAGAACUUGCGCUGACCCAGAUGAGGAAAUCAGUUCAGAAGCUCGGUUCUUCGACGGAGGAAUUUGGCGAAACGACGCUCAUGCGGUUCUUGAUAGCCAGAUCGAUGGACGCCGAUAAGGCAGCGACGAUGUUUGUGAAAUGGCAGGAAUGGAGGUCGACAUGGGUCCCGAAUGGGUUCGUUCCAGAGUCGGAAAUAGGUGAGCAAUUGGAAGCCAGGAAGAUUUUUUUGCAGGGCUUGUCGAGGAGUGGUCAACCACUGAUGGUCGCCAAGGCGAGCAAGCAUUUCCCUGCGAAAGAUCAGCUCCAAUUUAAGAAAUUCGUAAUUUAUCUACUGGACAAGACCAUUGCAAGUUCUUUCAAAGGACGGGAAAUAGGGAAUGAAAAGUUGAUUGCCAUUCUUGAUCUGCAAAAUCUAAGUUAUAAGAACGUCGAUGCACGUGGCUUGAUCACUGGAUUUCAGUUUUUACAGGCUUACUAUCCUGAGCGCCUGGCCAAGCUCUUCAUUCUGAAUAUGCCAUGGUUCUUUGUCAGUGUUUGGAAAAUGAUAUCUUGCUUCCUUGAGAAGGCAACACUGGAAAAGGAAGAUAGUAUCGCUAUAGGGCACCAAGGGAGUGCAAGCACAUAUACAAAAAGAGCUUAAGCAAUAAAAACAGAGCUCAAUCACAAGACGAAACAUCUACAAUGUCAAUCAAAGCAUUUGUCUUGCCCAAAAAAAAAAAAAAUCAAAGCAUUUGUGUCAAUGAGUAAUUUUCCUCUAUGCGAAAAUGUAGCAUUUUGAACUGAUUGUUCAAUAGUUACAAAAAUUGAGGAUGCCUCUCCUUCAUAGGUUCUCUUGUCUUGAUUUCCCCACAUCUGCCAAAAAACAGAAGGAAUAUGAGUCUGAGGUGCUCCUGAUGAUAAAUUCUUGCUUGUCAAGCAUCCCCUUCUAAUAUUGACCCUUUAUCCUGAAAUAAAUUCUGCAGAUCGUGAUUGUGAGCAAUGAAGAUGAA
Molecule: messenger RNA, 1197 nt
Organism: Syzygium oleosum
Lineage: Eukaryota; Viridiplantae; Streptophyta; Magnoliopsida; Myrtales; Myrtaceae
Product: sec14 cytosolic factor
Exons: 6
Coding region: 195-848 (217 amino acids)
Source: RefSeq, a predicted model, not a curated record